GUGUGAUGGUUUGAAUGCGUAUUUGCGGUACGUAAACAUUUCAAGAAGUGGACAGUAAAUUUUGAACAGCAUGUCCCAUUAGUCCUUUCUUCACUUGGAGUGUAUUGCAUGCCCAUGCCAGCUGCACUGUGGAACACACGCCUGUGUGUGUGUUUUGCACCCUGCUCGCGCUCUCCACAUUCCUGCACCUUUCUGCGCGCGUCCUGUGGGACAACCUAUUGUGAUAAUCACACUCCAGUUAAACAAGCAGCGGUACUAUAAAAAAAAAGUUUGGACAUAAUAACGAGUCUCGGGUUCUCUGCGGCUUUCUCAUUGGUCGGGCACACGCGCCUGCCCCGAGUGCUCUUAUUGGUCAAAGCGCCACGCGACCUGCUUGAGAAGGGGGGCUUCCAGGCGCGUGCCGCUUUUAAAACCGGCGCGUCGCAUAGAGACCCAUAGUAAAGAAAUCCUCCUGUGGACGGAGUACGUGUAACAGGUGCAGGAAGGAGACCAGAGACCCCCACCCCCCGUCACCUCACACGCACUCACCGUUUCUUCGUACCUUUUUUUAAACUUCGUUACCGACGUGACGUGCAAACCACAAGCAAAUGGACGUCAUGGGCAGCUCGUGCGAAGACGCGCGGACGGCGGUGGAAUCGGACGCGGGGCGAGGGGAGCACUUUCCGCUCGCUUUGGCGCUGAUAGACGGCGGGGACGCACGCGCUUGGCUCGCUCCCGCGCACGCGGAAUACCCGGCGCACAGCUCGGGCUCCUCGAGCGCGGAGGGCGUGUCCGGUUCGCACUUAAGCAGCAAGGGCGCAAGGGUGGGGGGCGCCGUUCGUGUGCGCGAGCUGUGCCGCCUCAAGGGAGCGGCGCGGCCGGAUGAGGGCAGACAGCGCGCCCCGACCAGCAAGACCGCCAACGUGGUGCAGAAGCAGAGACGCAUGGCGGCGAACGCGCGCGAGCGCCGGCGCAUGCACGGCCUGAACCACGCCUUCGACGAGCUGCGCAGCGUCAUCCCCUCCUUCGACAACGAGAAGAAGCUGUCCAAGUACGAGACGCUCCAGAUGGCACAGAUCUACAUCAACGCGCUGAACGACUUGCUGCGUGCUCCCGGCGCAGACGAUGACGCGCGUAAUGGUGACGUAUUGCCGCCCGUCUACGGAGGAGAGAGAUCACCAAACUCGUUUUCCGUGCAGCUCGCCGGGGUUUCGUUCCAGUACGAGGAAGACGCGUUUGUGUCGCUCGGAACGGACAAGUCCGCCUCUGAGUGCAGCAAAGACUCCCCGCGGUCGAGUCGGAGCGAUGGGGAGUUCUCACCACACUCGCACUUCAGCGACUCGGAUGAGACACACGCGGAGCUGCACAGCGAAGACGAGCUGUGUGAACUAAAGCUGAGCCGCCAACGCGCCUUUGAGAGACGCUGAAAGGAGACCGAUAGUGAACUUUCGUGUCAAUUGUAUUCGCCCUAUACUUUUGCGAUAGGUCACCGUUCUAAUUGGUUGGCUUGAUUUCGAUUUCAUGACCAUUAUAAUGUACGCUGUUGUUGUUGAUGUUUUUCAGUAACGUUUACGCCAAUAUAAUAUAUUUGCCUUGUCGUGACAUUGGCGAUAUUCCCCACGCCACAUCAGCUGCCGCGCGCAGCAGUGCCAUGGGCCCGAAUGUCAUGCAAAAUAUGUCUUCCGAAAAUAAAUAUGACCCAGUUUAUCCAUAUGCGAUAAUUUUAUAGAAUACGAUUGAAGGGGUUUUAUUUGUUGUUUUUUUUAACUCGAUGAAUUUGAAACUUCUAAACUUCACUUGCACUUUAAAUAAGGGCCAUAGGCUUGAGAAACACGCUUUGUAAUAGGACGAUAUUUUUCCUGCUGUUUUCAUCUAGCCUAGUAAUGCCAAUUUGUCAAUAAUAUUUAAUAUAGCCAUUAGAUGUUUUGUACAUUUCCUAAGUUUGAAUAUUUGAUUUGGACGCGAGGUUAUUAUUUGUAUUCAACAUCUGAUUGAAGACGGUGUCUAUCAAAGUGUCUUUUAUUAAUUUAUUUCCGUUUGCCUUAUCUUUUUAUGUUUUAUUUUAUGAAAAUUAGAUUUUGCCACAUGCUUUAUGACUUAUUUGAAUUUUUUGGA
Molecule: messenger RNA, 2094 nt
Organism: Silurus meridionalis
Lineage: Eukaryota; Metazoa; Chordata; Actinopteri; Siluriformes; Siluridae
Gene: atoh1a
Product: atonal bHLH transcription factor 1a
Exons: 1
Coding region: 588-1406 (272 amino acids)
Molecular function (GO): protein dimerization activity
Source: RefSeq, a predicted model, not a curated record